Molecule: messenger RNA, 1770 nt
Organism: Ylistrum balloti
Lineage: Eukaryota; Metazoa; Mollusca; Bivalvia; Pectinida; Pectinidae
Product: solute carrier family 23 member 1-like
Exons: 11
Coding region: 1-1770 (589 amino acids)
Biological process (GO): transmembrane transport
Cellular component (GO): membrane
Molecular function (GO): transmembrane transporter activity
Source: RefSeq, a predicted model, not a curated record
AUGGCUACAGAAGAUACCAUCGAUAAGGACCAGAAUGUAUCGGAUUUACUAUAUACCGUGUCUGAGAGGCCACCACUUCACGUUACCAUAGUUCUCUCAUUCCAGCAGGUGCUGAUAUCACUGGCAGGUUCAUUGGCUGUGUCUUCUUUCGUGGCCGACGCCGCAUGCGCAGAGAAUGACACCGAUCUUAAAUCGAGGUUACUGAGUUCCACUUUAUUGAUGAACGGAGUAACCACCUUGCUGAUGGUUAUUCUAGGAAUAAGACUCCCACUAUACCAGGGUGCUGCAGCAUUGUACAUUGUUCCGCUCAUAGCGAUACAAUCAGUGGACCCUAACAGAUGUCUCUUAUCAGGGGAUGAUGUUUCAAGUAAUUAUAGCACCGUGUCCUAUGAGGGAAAAGAAAGUCCGGCCUUAAAAGCUCUUGCUAUGUUAAAAAUCAGAGAGAUGGCAGGCAGUCUGAUGUUGGCGGGAAUUGUUCAUUUUUUCAUUGGAGCGACAGGGUUGGUAGGGUUUGCCCUCCGAGUUAUCGGCCCUGUCACCAUCGUGCCCACUGUGCUUCUCUCUGGCCUUUAUCUGACAAGGGCAGUCACCAAAUUUAGCAAAACACAUUGGGGAAUAGCAUUUGCAACUGCUGCCAUGGCCAUUAUCAUGUCAAUCUACCUCAGUAAAAAGAAGACUCGGAUACCGUCAUGGUCGCGAGAGAAAGGCUUCCAUUGGAAUAGAUAUCCAUUCCAUCAAAUGUUUGCGAUCAUGAUUGGGAUGCUGUUCGGAUGGGCACUGGCCGCUAUUCUUACUGCUGCUGAUGUCAUCCCGUUUGACCCCAACAACGUCCAAUUCAAGGCCCGUACUGACGCCAGAGGCGACGUAGUCAGAAAUGCAAAAUGGUUUUAUUUUCCUUAUCCGGGUCAAUUCGGAAGUCCAAUAUUUGAAACUGGUGCGUUCUCAGCAUUUCUUAUAGCAACAUUCAUUUCUAUUUUGGAUUCUAUCGGUGAUUAUUACGCUUGUGCAAUGAUAUGUAACGUCCCACCCCCACCAACACAUGGAGUUAAUCGUGGAAUAGCGAUCGAAGGACUGUGUACAGCCCUGUCAGGGGCCAUGGGAUGCGGCCAUGCUACUUCCACUCAGGGCGGCAACAUUGGAUCUAUUGGAAUAACAAAGGUUGCCAGUCGAAGUGUGUUUCUCGGCGCCUCCUUCCUAUUCAUUCUGUUCGGUUUGGUGGGUAAGGUAUCUGCCAUUUUUGUGACCAUGCCUCACCCAGUGCUAGGAGGAGGGAUGCUCGUCAUGUAUGGCAUGUUUACGGGUGUAAUCCUGUCUAAUCUUCAAGUGAUUUCCCUAAAGUCCACCCGCAAUCUCGCUAUCAUCGGGAUUUCUAUCGUGGCAGGUUUGAUGGUUCCUCGAUGGAUUGAAACAACGCCCAAUGCUAUUGACACAGGUAACUUAACUGCAGAUAAGAUACUAAAGGUUCUUCUAGCCAAUCCAAACCUGACCGGUGGCAUCAUAUCAUGUGUUCUUGACAACACUACGCCAGCGACACUAAAAGAGAGAGGAAUUUCUACAUGGCGUUCCCAACAAAACAAUGCUAAACACAACGAGGAGGAGAAAAGCGAAACAUUUAUCGUGGAUAAGAUAUCGUAUAGUGAGGGUUUGGAGGUGUAUAACCUACCGUUCUCCAUCAAAUGGAUUCCAUACAAAGUGCUGAAAUACAUACCAUUCCUGCCUCGACAAGACAAUAACCAGGAGAUAUUUCCAACGCCACAAUUCAGCGUAUAA